Messenger RNA from Wasmannia auropunctata (little fire ant), 867 nucleotides. RefSeq lists its product as uncharacterized. The record is from RefSeq and is a predicted model, not a curated record. The transcript has 5 exons. NCBI's taxonomy places the organism in Eukaryota, Metazoa, Arthropoda, Insecta, Hymenoptera, Formicidae. The annotation marks the transcript as partial.
AUGAACGGCGUGAUUUGGAGCAGAACUCAAAAGACUUUCGUGCCAAUUUCUAGCGUGCCGGCGUUUGCCGUAAUGCAACAAGAACGUCUUAGACAAAGUCGAGCAUUGGAAACCCAUAAUUUCCAAUUGCAAAACUUGACUAUAACGUCCUUUCAGGAACAGCAUUUCUUCGAAUUUUACGACAAUUAUACGAAAGUUACAGGACUCUGUGGUGAAUUAUGGAAUCUUCUUUCUGAAAAAUUAAAUUUUACGUUACAGCCAAUAAGAUCAAGUGAAAAUGACCUGGGUGCGUCAGUGAACUUAUCCUCUUUUCCACGCGGAUUAUUAGGCAUAAUUUCGCGUAAUGAAACUUUUGCAAUACCCAAAGUCGAAACGUACAGUCUUCGACUUUUAGCUACUGAUUUUACAAUGCCUUUAUGGAUGAACAAGCACCGAUUGUAUAUUCAACAGGAGAUAUUACACGACAGCACAUGGAUGGCAAAAGCAUUCUCCUGGAAAAUAUGGUGCUCUAUAUUGAUUAUGUAUUUACUACUGAGCGUAUGCAGUUUUUGGUCACAAACCAUUUUCGCACGGAUCGGAAAUAAUUGCAGAAGCUCGUCUAUCGGCAAUCAUAUUUUUUACAAUUUUGGAAUAAUCUGCAAUCAAAGUUACAUUCCUGAUAAUCUUAUUGGAAGAUCAAGGAUAAUAGAAGUAUCGAUGGGCCUCUUUUGUUCCGUAUUAUCCAUGUCAUUUGGAGCUGUGUUAUUUUUUUAUAUAACAAAUAGAAUUAACAUUAUACCGCCAUUCGAUAAUCUUGAAUCUAUGCUGACCGAUUCUACAUAUAAAGUUGUUUGUUUGAAAGGUUCCCUUGGACAUAUUGCUAUUAAG